CUAAAACCGCUUUUCUAAUAAUGUCUCCCUUCGCAGCUCAGAUUAUCAUUUUCCCUCUUUAAUUCCUCUUUUUUUUAUAUUUUGCUGGAUCCCCUCUUAUCUUUUCUAAUUUGCAUCCACCUUUUCUUUUCUCCAUUUUUAUUCUCUCUACAAUCUCUAUAUAUCUCUGCUCAUCGAUCAAUUAAACAGUCAAAAUCCGGAUUGCAAGCCUACCAGCAAACAAGAAAGUACUGAGGAAAGCAGUUUCCUUGGUAUCUUCUCCAGUCUCUUCCUUGGUAUAACUUCUUGAUACCUUUACUUCCUGGGUUUGGUAGCUGAAAUCAGGAAUUAAGUAAUACAUGUCGAACUGCAACGAUGUUACCUCUGCGCAACUCUGCUACAUCCCUUGCAACUUUUGCAAUAUCACUCUAGCGGUGAGUGUUCCAUGCAGCAGCUUAUUCGACAUGGUGACUGUUAGAUGCGGGCAUUGCAGUAACUUAUGGUCCGUGAACAUGGCUGCUGCGUUGCAGUCACUGUCCUGGAAAGAACAACUCCAGGCGCAAAACCUGAGUUCAGCGGAUUACAGGACCACUGAUCUGGCUUCUUCUUCUUCUUCCAAACGCAACAAUAAGGUUCCUAAUCAAGCGACCAAUACUCAUAGUGAAGAAAGGAUCAUAACGCGGCCUCCCGAGAAGAGGCAGCGUGUACCUUCUGCUUACAAUCAGUUUAUAAAAGAGGAAAUCCAGAGGAUUAAAGCCAAUAAUCCGGAUAUUAACCACAAGGAAGCAUUCAGCACUGCUGCUAAAAAUUGGGCACAUUUCCCUCACAUUCAUUUCGGACUGAUGUUGGAGAGCAACAACGAAGCCAAACUGGGCGAGGGAUCGUCUGGGAAGCAUCUAUUGAAGAAGACUGGAAUCUUAAACAAAUAAAUAUAUAUAUGAAGUCAUAAUUGUUCCAAGUACCUUUUAUGCUGUAGGAAGAAAAUUAAAAUUUGAAAUUCUCCCUUGAUGUAUUUGUUAUUAGUUGUUGCGACAUGUUUCUUUGAGUGAAGCAAGUUUGCAAGUUUCUGUUACAUUUCCAUCAAUUCAAACUUUCCAGUUGAGUCGCUGAUCA
Molecule: messenger RNA, 1092 nt
Organism: Macadamia integrifolia
Lineage: Eukaryota; Viridiplantae; Streptophyta; Magnoliopsida; Proteales; Proteaceae
Product: axial regulator YABBY 5-like
Exons: 7
Coding region: 339-908 (189 amino acids)
Biological process (GO): abaxial cell fate specification; cell fate commitment; multicellular organism development
Cellular component (GO): nucleus
Source: RefSeq, a predicted model, not a curated record